AUGCUGCGCAUGGGCAGAUGUGAGGUGCUCUCCAGCGUGGAACGCGCUGCCCUGCUGUUUGCUGAGGCAGAUUUCUUGCGAACCACGCAGGCACCAGGGGUUCUUGGCAACGGGGGCGUCCCCGGGCCAGCCAGGGAUGAGAUGGACUCCUUGGUGCACAGGGGCCAAAGAUUCCUGAUACAAGCCUACCGCCACAUGAAGGCCUCAUCGCCUCCCCAUCUCACUUCCUUCUUCGGGCUCUUCGCGGUCCUGGGCAAGACGCCGGUGCCGCUUUUUGAGCUCCUGGAUCGACUGGACAGCCAGGUCUUAGAAGCCCUGCACCUGGUGGACUCGCUGACCCAUCCUGAUACGCCCUUCUUCGUGCAUGUGCUGCCUACGCCGAAUGUGGAGUCCAACCACGUCAGGGCGUUCUUUGAGCUGCAUUGUGAUGCAGACUUCAAGAGCGUUGUUGAGGAGCACCAGGACAUUCAGCGACCCCUGACCAUCGUGGAGGUCGGGACGCAUCUCGGAGGGUGCGUGUUGUGGGCGAUGACCCAUCUGCCCCCGCAGACGCGCGCCCUGGCUGUCGAUGCAUACGGCCCGGCGGUGGCAGCGCUGAAGCGCACUGCUGAGGCAAAUGGUCUGGCAGACGUCUACAGGAUUGUUGAAGAUGAGUACUCCGAUUUUCCACUUGUCCGUCCACCUUCAUUGAAGAAUCACAAGGUGCAUGGCAGCUUCCCAGGAUACAUUCUCCAUGAUUCGCAUGGGGGACGAUUGUCCAUGUACGACCUCAGCGUCUGCGGGGACCUGCCUUCUGAGAAACCUUCAUGUGGCUCUUGCGCAGACUGGAACGUCUCUGGUGCAGCCUUCAUGGGCGGAGGCCUGGGAGCAGUGCUAAGCCAUUUUGAUCUGAUGCUGAAGGGGACAGACGUCGCAGGAGAUGGUAAUUACUUCUUCAUGAUGAUCAUCGCAACAGAAGAUUCCGAGUCGCAGACAGUCGAGUGCACGAGCUUGGAGAACGUGUUCGAGGAGCACUCCAUCACACAGGUGGACCUGAUGCGCAUCCAUGUGCUGGGCCGCGAGUAUGACGCGCUGCGUUCGGGCGAAAGCUUCUUCAAGACGGGGAAGGUGAAAGUCCUGGCAGCCUCUGUCACACAGAAGAACAUCGGCCCUGGGGCCAUGGCAAAGAUGCUUCUAGGUCACGGCUAUGCCCUCGAGUUCCUUCAGUUCCGGGACCAGGAUGUGGUGACCAUCUUGAAUGAGCAGCAGAUCCUGCCCAAAA
Molecule: messenger RNA, 1261 nt
Organism: Symbiodinium pilosum
Lineage: Eukaryota; Dinophyceae; Suessiales; Symbiodiniaceae
Source: the annotation of a GenBank genome assembly